Molecule: messenger RNA, 1724 nt
Organism: Branchiostoma floridae (Florida lancelet)
Lineage: Eukaryota; Metazoa; Chordata; Leptocardii; Amphioxiformes; Branchiostomatidae
Exons: 9
Coding region: 114-1724 (536 amino acids)
Biological process (GO): G protein-coupled acetylcholine receptor signaling pathway; receptor clustering
Molecular function (GO): laminin binding
Source: RefSeq, a predicted model, not a curated record
CUGGAGCGGUAUGUGAUCACGUGAUUCCCAGGCGCAACACUUGAAGCUGCCCGGUCGCGCCAAGCUGUUUCUUCGUGUCAAAACAUUCCAGCGCCGAACCCCCUCCCCUCGCCAUGCUGCUCCGAGAUACCGUCCCUCCUCGAUCCGUCGUCUUUAUUUUCAUGUUUCCCGUCUUUCUGGAUUUCGCCGGCGGGUGUAUCGAGCUGCUGAACGGGUGGGACCCGGUGCCGGUCGCCGAGCGGGCCCGAAGAGCCGACGUGGUGUUGUCGGGAAGCGUCGUGCGGACGGACGCGCUGCCCCGACAACCCGGCCUGACCUACUCGGCUCGCGUUCGGGUCCGGACGGUUCUGAAGGGAAAAUCUCGUCUGCGGGAAAUUCCCGCCAUUUCUGAGCAACCGAGGGUCUAUAACGUGUCGAACUUCGGUCGGAGAGCGCAGUGCUACUCCGAAGUGACGCAGGGAGACGCUGUCAUAUUUUUCCUGGGGAUUUUCCGGGAGGGGGAACUAGCGGCAAGGUACGACGACAUCUUCGGCGCCACCGCCGACCUGACCCGAGAGAACGAAGAGGAGAUCCUGCUGGGACUCGGCUGGAGACCAUGGUCGGACUGGCAGCCUUGUUCGCAGUCCUGCGGCGGAGGGGUACAAACUAGGUCGAGAACCUGUGACAAGUCCGUCGUCGAAAGCUGUGAAGGCGUCAGCAAAGAAAAUAGAUCCUGCAACAAGUUCAAAUGUGACGGUGUAAAAGAUCUAUUACGUUUCGUCGACGUUUCAAACGUGGCAAGGAGCAAGGAGCGACCUUCGGCGUUCCUAUUCGACAACAUCCGGGAACUUCCUUUCCCCACCGCCAUCUUGUUUCCAAAAUCCUUCCCGUCAGACUUUUCGGUAAUCGCAACCGCGAAACCUCGCGAGGGUUCCAGAGGUUUCCUGACAACUGUCGCCAGUUCUUCGGGCGAAACUCAAAUUGCAAUAGAGGUAGGAAACGCGCCCACUUUGCGGUACGCCGAGCUGGGCGGCAAACCGACGUCAGGGUCACCUCGCUUCUCUGUGGACCUCUCUGAUGGCAAGUGGCACCAGUUCUCCUUCCGGGUUCAGGGUUCAGAGGUCACGUUCUACAUGGACUGUGUGUUCGAAAUGACGGAGACAAUCCAGAGGUCAAAAGCUCCUUAUAUCAACAACAGCGGGAUACUUACUAUCGGGCCAAAUUUUCAGGGUGAGCUUGAGCAGUUGGUGUUCUCUGACGAUCCCAGUGACGCAGCGUUGCAGUGCCCAACCAGCGGCCAGUCUGUGGACGAGGACACAAAGAUCCUGGAAGAAGUCACCACAUUCGCCAACGACAUCGUGCCGCUCCUGGCCGAGACUGAACCUAGGCCGCGAUUCGCCACCAGCACGAUUCCUGCCGUCACCAGCAGGAAAAUGGCGCCCGAAGUUCCGAAGCCAGUCGUUUUAUGGUCCCCCUGGUCGCCGUGCUCUGUGACUUGCGGCAGCGGACAACGCACAAGAGCCUCUUACUGCCCCGGGAACGAGAUCAGGACAGACUGCUCCAGGACAGAGAUCGCGGCGUGCGUCAUGGCCAAAUGUCCAGGCGCUUGCACGAGGGCGUGUCAGAACGGCGGUGUGUGCACGUCAGGGAAUACCUGUCUCUGUCCGUAUGGGUACGCCGGACAGGUGUGCCAAACAGAGUUUCAUACAAUUCCAUACGGACCUCAUACGAAUUCGAACUUUUAA